AUGGAAUUAUUAAACAAUUAAGAGAAGGAAUUAUUGAGUAGAUAUAAUAAAUACAUUUCCAAUACAAGGACCCAAGAAACAAUUAAAUAUUCUGACAUAUUCAUUGGAAAGCAUGACAUUGAUGUUGGAUAAUUAAGAGACGAGAUGAGAUUUCAAAAUACCAAAAUGGGCAUUAAAUCUUCAUCAGGCACUAAUAGAGAUGAGUUCAAGAAUAUAAUGUUGGAGCUAAGAAAUAAUUAGAUUUAAAAAAGAGAGAGCGAUAAAAAGAGCAAAAAUAAGAAUAGUUAACUAAUUGAGGACAAUUCAAAAUAGAAAUAAUUUGAGUAGAACUAGAAAUUAGUAAUUAAAGAAUGCGUGGAUAAGCCUGAGAAACAAGCAAGGUAGAAAUCUGCUUUGUCUUAAGAUUAUCCAGAAUCAAAAAAAAGAUCGGAGAGAAUAAGCAGUAAACAAUCUACAUUGGAUAUUUAAAAAUAAUUUAAUGAGUAUUAAUAACAAAUAAACAGUUAGAAAACUAUUGCAAUAACUUGAAAGAUUGAUAUAAAUGAAAAAGAUAGAUAGUAAAUUCUUCUUUGGCUUAGUUAAAAGACACAUUGAAGAGUGUCCUUAGUUUGGCAAGAGAGUCAAGGAAGAAAUAAAAGUACUAUUAAAUUAGUUGUUAUGA
Paramecium octaurelia is the source of this 661-nucleotide messenger RNA. NCBI's taxonomy places the organism in Eukaryota, Ciliophora, Oligohymenophorea, Peniculida, Parameciidae. The record is from the annotation of a GenBank genome assembly.